UAUUCUUUGAGAAAUAACAAAGAGUCACGCCAUGUUAUCUCCAAAUCUUCUUCAGCCAACUAAAUCAAGCUCAAGCAGGCAGAUGCUGAAGGAGAUGUCUGUGGUGACAGAAGAGAUGAAAGCAAAAGCUGAAGUUUAUCAUGGAGAUGAAACGUGCAGAGAGAAGUUCAUGCUUCUGUUAGCCGACAAUGGCUUGCCCGUUGGUCUCCUAACGAUUCACCAAGACAUUGAAGAAUGUGGGUACGUGAAAGAAUUAGGGUUUGUAUGGCUUAAACACAAGGAGAAAAGUGAGCACAGGUUUGAUAAUGUAGCUGUGUUGUUUGAUAUCGAAGUUACUGCCUAUUUUGAGCAAAACAGGAUCAAGAACCUGACCGGUGUCAAAGCCAAAGAGUUUCUGAUUUGGAUUUCAUUACGUGAAAUUUAUGUGAAUUAUGAUUCUCCAAAUGGGUCCAAUAUUACCUUCAAGACUCCUUCUGGUUUGUCCAAGUCUCUUCCCUUAUCCGUGUUCCAACUUCCAAGCCAGCCAUGAUUUGAACGAGGUGAAGAAGUCGAAGAAGAGGAGAAUCAGGAGGGAAAUUUGCGCAGUCAAUGUGUGAAAAAAAAAAGAAGAUAAUUGUGC
Molecule: messenger RNA, 619 nt
Organism: Pistacia vera
Lineage: Eukaryota; Viridiplantae; Streptophyta; Magnoliopsida; Sapindales; Anacardiaceae
Exons: 1
Coding region: 32-529 (165 amino acids)
Source: RefSeq, a predicted model, not a curated record